UUCCAAAUUUCUUGAGCUUUUAUUAAAAAAUUCAUCAAAAUCGGCUGAAACCUCGGGACUCUUUUUCAGACAUGAAAUUUCAUUCGAUCGCACUGUGCGACGGACCGGUCACGAAUCCAUGACGCUCUUCUCCUUGCCGAUCACGUUAUCCGCACGCAGGGCAUUCGUUAUUACGUCGGUGAAUAUAACAUUGAAUUUGCUGAGACAAACUGCCAAGAGAGGAUUUUCGGAAGCCUUAUCGAGACGGAAUUUUUCCUGACUGUGUGCGGAAGGGAAGUAAACACUCGCGAAGAUGCUCAAGUGCUUCACGAACUCGAAUCGCCGGCACGAUAGCCCGUCGUUUCCGUUCAAUGUAAGAAACGGGAGGAGGAAAAACGGAGGUAGCGGCAAAUUUCGCGUCGACCAGCAGGCCGAUCUAAGCCGUCACAAUGGAGGACGAGGACUUCGGUUUCACGAGGAGGACCGACAACGUCCUGAGGAAGGUGUGCACUGUUAGCGGCGGCGAGAAGGGCAAAGAUGAGCGACGGAUCUGUUCUGCACCUAAGACAUCGGAAGUCGUUGGCGGUGGUGGUGGAUCAACGACACCAGCGCCUCCGAUCGCGGCCGGAAGCGACGGCCGUGAACGCGCGUCAACCGCCGGCUCAGUCGUGGCCAACACGCCGAACAUACCGAACGUGGUGGAGUACCAUCUUAAAGUGAAGCCUAGGUCAACUGCGAGGCCCUGCCGGCACGACAACGUUCCCAGGGAACAGUCUCGUGAAGAAAUGAAGGAGGAAGAGAAGAAGAGUAUGAUGUCCGUCGUCGAUGAGAACAGAGAUCUCGCGUGGAAGCUGUCGCGAUUGUCCAUCGACAACGUCUACGAGGGUUCCACUGACCUGCCGCAGAUGUUUCAGGUGAGGUAUCUCGGCUCCCACGAUGCCAGAGGCCUCUGGGGCAUUAAGCACACGAGGAAACCCGUCGAUAACAUGGUCUCGGCCGCGAAGGCCUUGCCGACCAACACGAUGCUCCCUCUCAUCAAGCUGGUGGUCUCUCAGAGCGGAGUUACCUUGCUGCCGUUGGACAAGAGGAAGCAGGACUCGAGUUCGUCCAAGAGAUACCCGAUCGACACGAUCUCCUACGGGGUCCAGGAUCUCGUUUACACCAGGGUCUUCUCCAUGAUAGUCGUCCAAGAGACGGACAAUUGCCGGAGAAUCGCGCCGUUCGAGUGCCACGGUUUCGUUUGCGAGUCCAAGUAUCACGCGAGACAGCUGACGCACGCGCUCGCCACCGCCUUCGACAUUUACUCCAGGAUCGUGCGAAGCCAGGGCAAGCUGGCCGAGAUAGCCGGGAACGCCGCGAAGAGACGACUAGCGAUCGAUCUGAGGAGUCCCGAAGAGAUCGAGGCGGAUCUCACGACGGACUCUGAAGCGUAGCUAGGAAGUGUGUUCGUUAAACUGCUUCGUGCGUCGCGGAUACACUGAAACACUUGAUAAUUAACUCGUGAGAUAUAACGUUUACUUCUACGAAUGAACUUUGUAUCCCACAAAUGAAUUUUCAAGUAUUCCUUAAUCAGUAAAGACAUAAGUGUCUGACAAUGUUGGUCAUUAUUUGAUUAAAAUUUUCUUGGAAUAAAAUGAUCGAUAAAUUAA
Molecule: messenger RNA, 1628 nt
Organism: Odontomachus brunneus
Lineage: Eukaryota; Metazoa; Arthropoda; Insecta; Hymenoptera; Formicidae
Exons: 6
Coding region: 429-1412 (327 amino acids)
Source: RefSeq, a predicted model, not a curated record